Loxodonta africana (African savanna elephant) is the source of this 1806-nucleotide messenger RNA. RefSeq names its product tubulin tyrosine ligase like 2 (gene TTLL2). Gene Ontology annotation, molecular function: tubulin binding; tubulin-glutamic acid ligase activity. NCBI's taxonomy places the organism in Eukaryota, Metazoa, Chordata, Mammalia, Proboscidea, Elephantidae. The coding region runs from base 217 to 1806 and encodes 529 amino acids. Gene Ontology annotation, biological process: microtubule cytoskeleton organization; protein polyglutamylation. The transcript has 2 exons. The record is from RefSeq and is a predicted model, not a curated record. Gene Ontology annotation, cellular component: cilium.
GAGGUGCGUGGGCAGAGACGCAUUUAUUUCUGCAGAGGAACCAGAGACGGGCAUGUUUGUGAAGGAAGGCGUGUAGUGUAGGUAGUGUGGGAAGUACAGGCCAGGCAGCUGGCAUUAGGAAUCGCACUGUUGUACCUGAAAGCUCCCCUAGCUCACCUCAGCCCUCUCCUCUAACCCUUUUCUGAUGUCUGUUUUUAGAAAAGAAAACCUUAUCUGAUGGUGGAAGAGGAACAUCCAGGGGACGGGGUGGAACCACCAGUGUUCCGCGUGGAUGAAACCACCCCCAAAGUCGUGCAAAGCGUCCUCCUGGAGCACGGCUGGAAUGAAUUUGAUAAAGGAACGUGGGACGCGGAAGACGAAGACUGGAACCUGUACUGGAGGGCUUCCCCUUUUCCAAUGGUGGAGCAUGCCAACCUCAAGCCUUGGCAGCAACUGAACCACCACCCAAGAACAGCCAAACUCACCAGGAAGGAUGACUUGGCAAAGCUCCUAAAGUACAUGAAGGGGGUUUACGGUGCUUCUCUUUACGAAUUCAUCCCUCUGACAUUCAUCAUGCCCAACGACUACCACAAGUUUGUAGCUGAGUACUCCAAAGAGAGACAGAUGUUCGGUACGAAGCCCGGCUACUGGAUCUGCAAGCCUGCGGAAUUAUCUUGUGGAAGAGGCAUCCUAAUUUUCAAUGACAUUGAAGACUUAGUCUUCCAUGAUACAUACGUAGUGCAGAAAUAUAUCUGCAACCCUCUGCUUGUUGGUAAAUAUAAAUGCAACCUCCGUAUUUACGUUUGUGUCACUGGCUUUAAGCCUCUGACCAUUUAUAUUUACCAGAAAGGGUUAGUACGGUUUGCCACUGAAAAGUUCGACCUCAGUAAUUUGCAAAACAAUUAUGCCCACCUGACCAACAGCAGCCUCAAUAAAUUGGGGGCCUCCUACGAGAAGUUCGAAGACGUGAUCGGCCGUGGUUGCAAGUGGACCCUCAGCAGGUUCUUCUCCUAUCUCUGCAGCAGUGACGUGGAUGACCUGCUCUUGUGGCAGAAAAUCAACUGCGUGGUCAUCCUGACGGUGCUCACCAUUGCUCCCUCAGUCCCCUGUGCUGCCAACUGCUUCGAGCUCUUCGGGUUUGACGUUCUGAUUGAUGACAACUUGAAGCCAUGGCUCUUAGAAGUCAACUUCAGCCCGGACUUGUCCUUGCACUGUUCCACUGAUGUGUCAGUGAAGAGGAAACUCAUCCAUGACGUCAUCAGAUUGGUUCACUUAACUGGCCCAAGAAACCAGGGGAAAGGAUGUGGCCGUGCCCCCCAGGGUGAUGCCAGCAUCUCCUUUGCCAACAUUGAUAGAGGGGGGCUCAGUAAUGUGUACAGUUCUCCACCCUAUUGGUCUUUCUUACAGGUCACAGGUAGAGUUUUCACUAAGGAUGAACCCACCAUGGAGAAAGGUGAAAGAACAUGUUCUAAAAACACACAGACUUCCCCACUUAGGGAACAAACGAACAAGCAAGAUGUACUUCUAGCAACGAGAGAGCCACCCAAGACCGAACCCAAGUUAACGAGCAAGCACACACCGCGCAAGCCCUUCGUUCCAUACCGUCCACGCAUCCAGGCGCACGGCUGCAAGACGAGCUUCUCCCCGGACAGCAGCCAGGAGCCCAAGCCCCAGGCAGGCAACUUCCUUCUCAUUUUCCCUUUCAAUGAGGCUACUUUUGGAGCUUCCAGGAAUGGAUUAAAUAUCAAAAGGAUAACUCGAGAGCUCCAGAAGCUUAUGAACAAGCAACCAUCCCAAAUGGCCAAAAAUGAAACAAAAAGAAGGUGA